This is a messenger RNA of Dentiscutata erythropus, 1204 nucleotides long. NCBI's taxonomy places the organism in Eukaryota, Fungi, Glomeromycota, Glomeromycetes, Diversisporales, Gigasporaceae. The record is from the annotation of a GenBank genome assembly.
AUGGGCAACUUACCUUUUUCUAGCGUUAGCACUACUACACACAGUAGCCGUAUUACUAGCAGUAGCACUACACACAGUAGUCAUAUAAGUGUUUGCACAGACGAAAUUGAAGUACCUGAGGACAGUUUUAGCGAUUUCAACGUGCAUUGCGAUGACGAAGAGGCAGUAGCUGAAGAAAUUGAGGCGAAUUUAGAAGAAGAAACUAAUUCGGAUUUAGAAAGUGAAAGUGGCGAAGAAAUUUCUGAGGAUACUUAUUCAUUGGCUGUGAAUCAAGAAUUUGGCUCAUGGAAAGAAGUUGAUGAUAUCCUACUUUAUUCAUCAGUGGAUCCUGAAGGAAUUCAGACUAUUAAAGUAUUUCGCGAUGAUCUAAAUUCUUCAAAUGUUGGAUGUGAAGUUACGCAUAUUGACGGCUCUCCUGCUUUAGAUGUAAUUACAGAUUUUGCAAAAAAUAAUAUUAAAAACUCUCGUGAUCUUGGUGUAAGAUUUAACUUGGCACUAGUUUCACUUCAAUUAAGUAAUCAAAAUUACAGUAUAAUUGAUGGUAAUUUUGCUUUACGCUCAACUUUACCUAAAAAUGAAAAUGUUACUUACGAUAUUAAAUGUUCUAACACUAAUGAUACAAAAAAACUUAUAAGACCUUGGAAGAUAUCUGCUAAUAAUGAUAAUUAUACAAAUUUUUAUAAUUUUACUGAUUUCAAAAGUUAUUACGAAUCAACCUGCCUUAUAGAAAGUUCUAUUCAAUCUACUCCUUUUAGAAAAGCAAAAAACUUAAACCUACAAACUGAACAAUUAGCUGAUAAUAAAAUAUCAAUUACUGGUGAGAAUAUUACAUAUAUUGGUGAUUUUACAAUGGUUUUGAAGAUCAGUGAUAUUGGUGUCAUAGUGAUACCUACCUUCGGACCGGAUAUUAAAAAAUAUAGCUAUAGCCAAAUAAUAAUGGAACUUGUUGAUAAGUUUGAUACACUUGCCAAAUCUGGAGUAAAGAAGGCAUAUGGUGGAUACAUAGAACUUUCACAAUACUUAAAUAAUCUCUUCUUCUCACAAAAGAAAGCUUCAUUUCCACGUGAUAUUAAGAUUAAUAACAUUACGACAUUCCUUAUUAAACAAGUUUAUGAAUUAAACUUUCAACUAGCUGAUUUUGCUCCUAAAUCAACAUUAUCGUAUACUACUUAUGAACCAUUUAAUAAUUCUGAUGAAUAUAUUG